This is a messenger RNA of Suhomyces tanzawaensis NRRL Y-17324, 4494 nucleotides long. Its product is annotated as pleiotropic drug resistance family ABC transporter. NCBI's taxonomy places the organism in Eukaryota, Fungi, Ascomycota, Pichiomycetes, Serinales, Debaryomycetaceae. Bases 1 to 4494 code for a protein of 1497 amino acids. Gene Ontology annotation, cellular component: membrane. Gene Ontology annotation, molecular function: ATP binding; ABC-type transporter activity; ATP hydrolysis activity. Gene Ontology annotation, biological process: xenobiotic detoxification by transmembrane export across the plasma membrane. The transcript has a single exon. The record is from RefSeq and is a predicted model, not a curated record.
AUGUCUCUGUCCGGUAAAGAGUCCCAAGAGGACCAGUACAAGGACGUCAAUUCCGAGGCCAACUCCAUUGCCGAGUACCAAGGAUUCGACGCCCAGGCCGAACAUAACAUUCAUGACCUUGCCAGAACAUAUACCCGUGAGUCCUUCAGGGACGACGACACCAACACCUCGAUCGGCUUGAAGAGAUACCUCUCCAACAUGACCAUGGUGCCAGGUGUGUCGCCUUUCAACCACGAAGAAAUCGCGGAAGACUCGCUCAACCCCGACAGCGACAACUUCAACUCCAAGUUCUGGGUCAAGAACUUGCGUAAGUUAUACGAGUCGGACCCCGAGUACUACAAGCCCUCCAAGUUGGGAAUUGCCUACCGCAACUUGCGUGCGUACGGUAUUGCUGCCGACUCGGACUACCAGCCCACCGUCACCAACUUCUUGUUCAAGACGGCCGUCAACACCUACCGUUCCAUCAAGAAGCGGGACGAAUCGCACUACUUCGACAUCCUCAAGUCCAUGGACGCCAUCAUGAGACCAGGUGAGGUUACCGUGGUGUUGGGAAGACCAGGGUCCGGUUGUUCCACCCUUUUGAAGACGAUUGCUGCCCACACCUACGGGUUCGAAAUCGGCGAGGAAUCGGUCAUUUCCUACGACGGUUUGAACCAACACGAGAUCAACACCCACCACCGUGGUGACGUGAUCUACUCGGCCGAAUCCGAUAUCCAUUUCCCCCACUUGACCGUGGGUGACACCUUGGAAUUUGCCGCCAGAUUGAGAACCCCCCAGAACAGAGGUCCCAACGUCGACAGAGAGGCCUACGCCAAGCACAUGGCCUCCGUCUACAUGGCUACCUACGGGUUGUCGCACACCAGAAACACCAACGUCGGUAACGACUUUGUCAGAGGUGUGUCCGGUGGUGAGCGUAAGAGAGUCUCCAUUGCCGAGGCCUCGCUUUCCGGCGCCAACUUGCAAUGUUGGGAUAACGCCACCAGAGGUUUGGAUGCUGCCACCGCCUUGGAGUUCAUCAGAGCCUUAAAGACCUCCUCAGCUAUCUUGGAGGCCACCCCAUUGAUUGCCAUCUAUCAAUGUUCCCAAGACGCCUACGACUUGUUCGACAAGGUCGUCGUCUUGUACGAAGGUUACCAAAUCUUCUUCGGUAAGGCCGACCAGGCCAAGGACUUCUUCGUCAGAAUGGGUUGGGAAUGUCCUCAAAGACAAACCACCGCUGAUUUCUUGACCUCCCUUACCAACCCAGCCGAAAGAGUUCCUUUGCCAGGCUACGAAGACUCGGUGCCUAAGACUGCUAAGGAAUUCGAGCAGUACUGGAAGAACUCUCCAGAAUACGCUGCUUUGACCAAGGAAAUCGACGAACACAUUGCAUUGACUGACAAUGGUGACACCAAGCAAAUGUACCACGACUCCCACGUCGCCAGACAGUCCAAGAACAUUUCCGCCAAGUCCCCAUACACCGUCUCUUUCUUCAUGCAAGUCAGAUACCUUAUGGGCAGAAACAUUUUGCGUGUCAAGGGUGAUCCUUCCGUGUCGAUUUCGUCGAUUUCGGGUCAAGUGAUCAUGGCUUUGGUUUUGUCGUCCGUUUUCUAUAAUAUGAAAUCGGUCACCUCCUCGUUCUACUACCGUGGUGCUUCCAUGUUCUUUGCCGUUUUGUAUAACGCCUUCGCUUCGUUGUUGGAAAUUAUGUCCAUGUUCGAAGCCAGACCUAUUGUUGAAAAGCAUAAGCAGUAUGCUUUGUACCGUCCUUCUGCCGAUGCCUUAGCCGGUAUCAUCACUGAAUUGCCAACCAAGCUUUGUAUGUCUACUGCCUUCAACUUUAUCUUCUACUUCAUGGUGAAUUUCAGAAGAAACCCUGGUAGAUUCUUUUUCUACUGGUUGAUGUGUGGUAUGUGUACUUUGGUCAUGUCCCAUUUGUUUAGAUGCUUGGGUGCUGUUUCCACUUCUUUGGCCGGUGCCAUGACUCCAGCUUCUGUUUUGUUAUCUGCCAUGAUUAUUUUCACCGGUUUCGUUAUUCCUACUCCAAAGAUGUUGGGAUGGUCCAGAUGGAUCAACUAUAUCAACCCUGUUGGUUACGUUUUCGAAGCUUUGAUGGUCAACGAAUUCCAUGACAGAGACUUUGAAUGCUCCAGUUUUGUUCCUUCCGGUCCAGGAUACGACGACCUUCCACUUGAAAACAAGAUUUGUAGUGUUGUUGGUUCCGUUCCUGGUUCCCCAGUUGUGUCUGGUACCCGUUACAUUGUUGAAUCCUACAAGUACUACAACUCUCACAAGUGGAGAAACUUUGGUAUUGUUGUUGGUUUCGUCAUUUUCUUCUUGGCUGUUUACAUCUCAUUGACUGAAUUCAACAAGGGUGCCAUGCAAAAGGGUGAAAUUGCUUUGUUCUUGAGAUCUUCUAUCAGAAAGGAAAAGAAGAAGGCUAAGAAGAGCGCAGCUACCACUCAGGAUAUUGAAAACGGUAACAUCAACGAGAAGGUUGAAUACAAGGACACUGUUGAAGCCAACAGUUCUUCUUCUUCUUCCACCAAUGAAUUGCCAGCUUCCAAGAAGAUCUUCCACUGGAGAGAUUUGACCUACCAAGUCAAGAUCAAGUCCGAGGAUCGUGUUAUUUUGAACCACGUUGAUGGAUGGGUUAAGCCCGGUCAAUUGACUGCAUUGAUGGGUUCUUCUGGUGCUGGUAAGACUACUUUGUUGAACUGUUUGUCUGAAAGAGUUACCACUGGUGUUAUUUCAGAUGGUGUUAGAAUGGUGAAUGGUCACUCAUUAGACAGUUCUUUCCAAAGAUCCAUUGGUUACGUCCAGCAACAAGAUUUGCACUUGGCUACUUCUACUGUUCGUGAAGCUUUGAGAUUCUCUGCUUACUUGAGACAACCAGAAACCGUCUCAAAGAAGGAGAAGCAAGAUUAUGUUGAGUACAUUAUUGAUUUGUUGGAAAUGAAGCCUUAUGCCGAUGCCUUAGUUGGUGUUGCUGGUGAAGGUUUGAACGUCGAACAAAGAAAGAGAUUGACUAUUGGUGUUGAAUUGGUUGCUAAGCCUAAGUUAUUGUUGUUCUUGGAUGAACCAACUUCUGGUUUAGAUUCUCAAACUGCUUGGUCUAUCUGUAAGUUGAUGAGAAAGUUGUGUGACCACGGUCAAGCUAUUUUGUGUACUAUCCAUCAACCUUCUGCUUUGUUAUUGAAGGAGUUCGAUCGUUUAUUGUUCUUGCAAAAGGGUGGUCAGACUGUCUACUUUGGUGAUUUAGGUGAGAACUGUUCCACUUUGAUUAACUAUUUCGAGAAGUACGGUGCCCAAACUUGUCCAAAGGAAGCUAACCCUGCCGAAUGGAUGUUGGAAGUUGUUGGUGCUGCCCCUGGAUCUAAGGCUAGACAAGACUACCACGAGGUUUGGAAGAACUCUACCGAAUACCAAGAUGUUCACCAAGCUUUGGAUGAUAUGGAAGUCGAAUUGGUUAAGCUCCCUCAAGAUGAAUCCCCUGAUGCCCACAAGAAGUACGCUGCUCCACUUUGGAAGCAAUAUCUUAUUGUUUCUCAAAGAGUUAUUGUUCAAAACUGGAGAUCUCCUGGAUACAUCUACUCCAAGAUCUUCUUGGCUGUCUCUACUUCUUUGUUCAACGGUUUCUCUUUCUUCAAGGCUGAUAACUCUAUGCAAGGUUUGCAAAAUCAAAUGUUUGGUAUUUUCAUGUUCAUGAUUAUGUUCAACACUUUGGUCCAACAAAUGAUGCCUUACUACGUUCGUCAAAGAGAUGUCUAUGAAGUUAGAGAAGCUCCAUCGAGAACCUUCAGUUGGUUCGCCUUCAUCGCUGGUCAACUUACAUCUGAAAUUCCAUACCAAGUUGCCGUUGGUACCUUGGCUUACUUCUGCUGGUACUAUCCUAUCGGUCUUUACCGUAACGCCGAACCAACCGACGCUGUUAACAGUCGUGGUGUUUUGAUGUGGUUAUUCGUUUCUGCAUUCUUUGUCUAUGCGUCUACUACCGGUCACUUGUGUAUUUCGUUCAUCGAAAUUUCUGACAAUGCUGCUAACUUGGCUGUUAUGUUGUUCACCAUGUCCAUGAACUUCUGUGGUGUUUUGGCCGGACCUGAUAUUCUUCCUGGUUUCUGGAUUUUCAUGUACAGAUGUAACCCUAUGACGUACUUAAUUCAAGGUAUGUUGUCGACAGGUUUAGCGGGUACUGAAGUCAACUGUUCUGACACUGAAUUGUUGAGAUUCAACCCACCAUCUGGUCAAACCUGUGGUACCUACAUGGAGAACUUCCUUAAAUUUGCCGGAGGUAACUUAUUGAAUGGUAACGCUUCUUCCAACUGUCGCUACUGUCCAAUGAAGACUACUGACGAUUUCUUGAAGUCUGUUAAUACCCUCUUCUCCGAAAGAUGGAGAAACUUUGGUAUCUUGAUUUGUUUCAUUGCCGCCAACAUCUUACUCACUAUUUUCUUCUACUGGUUGGCCAGAGUUCCAAAGGGUAACAGAGAGAAGAAGAAGGCUGAGAAGAAAUAA